AGUUGGCAACAGACUGUCGAGUGGGUCGUCCGAGAGAGCGAGCGAGCGAGCGAGCGCGCGCGUGUGUGUGUGUGCCUCCGUCGUACGUCGCUGCUGCGGAGCUUCGAGACGCGGCGCCGUUGUCCGCUCGUCUGCCGCGGGGGCUAUCGUGAUCUGAGCGACGCUGCGUCAACGAACAGGCGGCACGGCUGCCAUGGGGCUGGUGGACGAGAUCAUUUGACCCACGGGAACGACUCCAGGCUCGGUGGGAUCGUCGUGCUGCCUCCAGUGAGAGCUGCGAAUCGGUAUGCACUGCCUAGGCGCGGUGACGGCUGGCACCUCCAGCCCGAACGGGGUUGGCGGCCGGGAUGGUACUCUUAGCGUGUUUCGAGCCCUUGGAGUCCUAGUGUGCGAAGGGAGAAUACAGGGCCCUCCGCGUGGCUACAAAGAGGGUCCACACUGUGCACCGCCUAUGCAGGCGGUCCCAAACGAUCACGUGUGUGAGGAGACCAACUAUUUAUGCGAUCGAUAUUUGGUACUAAUCCGGGAAAUAGCGGAACGCAUUGCCACCGGCUCGUAUCUGUGCGUGGAAGUGCUUCUGUGCAGUGAUUGUCCGUGCGGUUUGGCGAAGUCCACCAGCAAGUAUCCAGUCUGCCCUGUGCCGUCCAUCUCGCCAUGGCAGCACACGUCGGAUAUAUUACUGGAAUACUGGUGUAUUUCUAUUGUCCCGAGCAAGAGUCCAGAAACGAUGAACUACCAAGGAUUAUACCAGGCGGUCCGUUCGCGGCUGCACUUCAGCCAGGUCGCGGCGUGGUGGUCACGCAGCAACGGUGCGGAGCCAAGUUACAUUGCCACUCGUAUCGUGCCACACAACGAAGACAAUCUCAGGAAGUUUCGGGAGACUCCGGUGGAGCACACCUUUCCUUUGGCUGGUAACGGCGACGGAAAUUCCAUCAAGAUCACCGUCUGGGCUCUGCCGCGGAUGGAGGAGGUGCCGGUGUUGACGUGCUCGUUGCAUCCGAAGAAGGAGAAAGACGAGGAGGAUAUUGCGAGAGCGUUGACGCCCACCAAGAGCAUCCCGGUGUCCGUCGCUGCGCAGAAUCCCCCUGAGGGUCUGGUCUUGCCUGCUCUGGUGGACGACAGGUUGCAAACCUCCUGCAACAAGUCCGGCAAGCACCACUGUCACUGCGAAGAGGAAGACGCGUCGCCUCUGUCGCCCACCAUCAGGUCGAACAGCGAACGGAAGCGCCGCCGAUCACUCCCCUGCGGCCCGGCUGAGAACUUUUGCGUGACCUUGCAGCCGGUGCCGAUGCCGUCCCUCCAAGAGUCCAUCCUGCAGGAGGCGAAGGACAGCGUGAGGGGCACCACCGAGAUGGCGAACAAUCGCAGCGCGGCGCGGACGCUUCAGAACAAGUCGGAGAGCAGGGACGAGGUGUGGGCCCGCAACAAUCUGAACGCGGACCACCUGGAGCGCUGCUUCAAGGCGCAGCUGAACAUCGAGGACCGCGACAGCAGCGUGGAGAAGCGUUGCAAGCGCGCGACGGAGGUGGCCGAGGUUGCCAACUCGAAGACCAACGUCGACCGGAUCGAGGAGAGCUACAACAACUCCACCAAGAGCUCGAUCAAUCCCGGAAGAGGGUCCAACAGUUCGUGCGAGACCAAAGCCGCGGGAUUGAAAGGCGCCCUACUGGAGAACCUCGGGCCCUUCGCUCCCCAAUUGCCGUCCGGGCUGCCUUGGUCUUUCGUCUCUUCGUGGCAGAACAGCAACAUGAACAGCAAGUUCCAGAGCUUCUGCGGCGCGAAGGAGGCGCGCUUCAACGACUCCGAGAGGUGUUACAAGCCACCGAUCGCCAAGGACACUAACAUCGCGAUCGACCCGUACGCUCAGCCCAAUCCCUUUCACGAGUCGAAUCCUGGGCCCUCGACGUAUAAUAAUGUAUACUGCCGCAAGGUGGACAAUUCCGCCUGCACCGUACACCAGAGUUGCUUCAAGAACGCCAACAAGACUGCUCCGGCGGACGCGGUGGAGGCCAACGAUAAGGAAGACAAUACCGCCAAGGGUCGCGGGAGGACCGGCAAGGACUUUGGCCACCUCAUGUGGAAACUGUCGUUCCCAAACGAGAAGGACAGGCAGGAGGAGGGGGGGAUCCUCGAUUGGUUCAGCAGAGUGCCCGGUAGGGUGCUGGGAGUCACGGCUGCGAAGGGCUGCGUCGAUAACAACAGCAAGACGAAGACCGACGCGAAGCAGCCGGAGCACCAUCAUCACCAGGGCACCAACGAGAUCAAGUUCAAGAACUGCAAUCUCGAGCUGAGCCCGCGAGAGGUGAACGAGGUGCUGGCGGUCCUGCGCGCCAGGACGCCCUCGGGCCGCCGCAGGGCCACCGUGAAGAACGUGAAGAGACGCGAGCGGUCCGAGAAGGCCGGCGAAGAGGACAAGCUGUGCUCGCUGAGCGCGACGAACCGCUCGAUCAAGCCUUGCGAGCUCUACGACUGCAAGAGGCUGUACAAGAAGACGGAACAGCCCUCGGGCGAGCCGGCUCUGGACCGGGUCUACUACGACAAGAACAUCUACCAGCCGGCGCACUCCAAGUUCCACGAGUGGAACCAGUGCGGCGAGGAGCCGCGGCAGGAUGGCGUGAACGGCGACGCGGAGCGGCUGCAGAACGUCUCGACCAAGGCGGACGUGCUGCUCGGGGCGAUCCUGCGGAACGGCAGCAGGGACAGGCAACCGGAGCGGAAGGCCCGGUUGGACGUUUCAAACGGGACCAGACCGAGGUCGACGACUAGUAUUGACGACGACGACAGCGACGAUUCUCGCGCGACGAGCCUCGAGAAGCUCGAGCUGGACCAGAGGACCGUCUGUGCCGACGAGAAGACCUUGCCGCUCGCGGUGAACAAGAGAUUCAACAAGAUCCGUCAGCUGUUCAAGAGGGAGGACGACCGGAGGACCACCAACGACGCGACGGGGGAGGGCUCGUUGGAGCAGCCAGCGCGGUGCUCCAGCCCGGCGUCCUCGUCGCGCCACAACAACGAGCAGCCGGAGAAUCUGCACAACUCCGCGAGGAGCAAGACGAAGCGGCGAAUCGACUUCGCGAACUUUCCGGAGGCCGCCGAGAGGAAGGGCCCGGCGGCGGCUCCAGGGCUCAGUACAAAAGACGCACAUCAAAAGCCACCGAUACAUAGUACAAAUCACGUCGACGAUCGCGAUUCCGCGGGCCUAAAUCGGCAGGGCGGCUGCGACAGGCUGCUCGUGGACGCGGGCCCGCUCGCCGAGCGGGACGACGCGAGGGACACCGCCGUCCCGAAGAACAACCUGCUGACGACCGCUGCGACGCAGAACGGACUUUCGUCUUCCAAGGCGCGGAACAACAAUAAUCACAAGGACGGCGUGGUGGAGGACGAUGAGGCCGUCGACCGGGGCGUGCCGUCCGCUCUCGAGCAGGAGAGAUUCCGCCGCUCGCUGGAGAACGCCGCGUCGAUGGUGUUCCACAGCAGAACCGGCCUGCCGUUGACCUCCAGCCCGGCGCCGCUCAGGAGGGGCAGCUGUUGCUUCGAUUACGACAGCAGCUUGAAUUCCGUCUCUUCUAAACGCAGCGCACUGUUCGAGCUGAACACGCCGCCGAGCCCGGGCGCGGUGUCACUGGAGGAAACUGAUCGCGAGACGGAGAACGCCGGCGAGGGCGAGGAGACACCGAGAAGACGGUCCAGUUCUCGCCACCGGCCGCAGAGUCACGCUCUCCUAGGCAGCUUCGAAGAGUCGGCAUUGAACGGCCGACUCGAGCCAGUGUCCACCGUUCACGGUUUCACGGCGGAGCUCGGCGCCAGCGGUUCUUUCUGCCCGAAGCACCAGAAGCUUCCAGUCACCGUGUUCUUCUACACGCUCGGUGACAACGACAAAGUCUCCACGCCAUACCUUGCUCACAUUAACCUGGAGAAGAAAGGCUAUCAGGUACCGAGAAGCGGUACCAUCCAAGUGACCCUUCUCAAUCCGUUGGGUACAGUCGUUAAGAUGUUUGUAGUACUGUACGAUCUUUCCGACAUGCCGCCGCGAUCUCAUACUUUUUUACGUCAAAGAACACUGCGGGACAAAACACUGCGCUACCUCGUUCACCUUAGAUUUAUGUCCAGCAAGUCAGGUCGAAUUUAUCUGCAUACGGAUAUCCGUAUGAUCAUCUGCCGCAAGUCCGACGUGGACACGGCGUCGGACUUCGGCUCGGAGCCGCCGAAGGAACUCAGGAGCUACAUCCACGGUCCUACGAAUCCGAAGUUCUCGCCAAGGUGCUGAGCCACGUGGUUCUUUCCAUGGGGCUGCUGCCAAUCGUUCCGCCCGCCCAGUCCCCUUCACGUCGAGGUGUGAUUCGAUGCGUCGCCACCCUCAACCAUCCAAAUUCGAAGUCGAGCUUUCUUCUUACUUCUUCUUCCAAUGCCACUCCGGCGGCCGACGGCGACACGUACACCACACCAUCGCGAUCCCGCACCGCUUUAGAGAAAACACGUAGUUGGGAUGUUAUUGUGAUUUGUUACUACCUUCUAAUUCGCAAACCUCGCUCCCGAGAUCUCGGGACGCUCCGGGAGUAGAAAACAGCCUGGUGUACACAAGCGUUAGUCGCUCGAGAGACAAUUGUGAUAAUGUUCAAACAAAGGAUGCAGAUUUGACGAAGUGAGAUCAUUCAAUUGGUUCAUCCCGAUUUAUUUCGGAUCACGGAGAGGGUUUGGGGCUGAGAGGGUUCGAGAGAGCGUGAGAGAAUGCGAGGAGGGAAAUACGAGAGACACGUGCUAAGGACGGACUAACCGUUCAUGUUGGAACAAUAAUUUAUUGUUGUACGAAAUGAUGUAUAAUUUUUAUAAUACCUAGUGCUAUAAGAUUAUAUGAUAUUGUCGACGAUUGUACGUUCUUUCUGUGUGAAAUAAUUGGCUAACGUUUGCAGAGCGAAAAUUACGUUCUUUGCACGCGGCUCGCGCGCGGUCAAUAGUUAAGUUAGAAAGUUAAGCCUUCUGAUUCGGCCAUUGGAUUCCAACAUGACCGGUCCGAUUGACAUUGAAAUCUCGAAAUUGCGAUUACACUUUCCGCUUCGGGGAGGGAAGGGGGAGGGAAGUGUCACUUUGAUCUAUGGUUCGCGCUUGCAAUAUAGGAUGCUACGCGUGUAACUCCACGCGUGUGCCGAGUUUUUUCGUUUCAAAUUAUCCCUCGUAUCGCAGGGCUGUGUACCGAUGCAUAUUUUUUUUUUUUUUCAGUUGUACGAUUCUGCGUUGCGUUGACAGAGAGAGACGCCUUUCCGUUGAUUAAACCGUGAGAAAACGCGUAAAAAAGAGAGAGAGAGAGAGAGAGAGAGAGAGAGAGAGAGAGUGAAUCGUAAUAGGAAAAUCGGUCAAUUCACGGAGCGCGCACUGGAGGGAUUUUACGCCGAUCUUUUCUUUCUGUUCUUUGUUGUCCAGCGUUUGUAUUGUAAUCGCUACUAUAGUGCAUGCUGCUAACCAUUACAUUUACGGAAGUUUAUCGCAGGCUGGACGAUCUCGUUGGGAGGCCAUUUUCUCAACUUAUAUUGCUGUAAAUAUAGUCACAGGCGUAGAGAUCGAGUAAGAGUUUUUAAGCGGGAUGAUACUGCCAUUGUGUGUGUAGCACCCUACGUUUAAAACGAUACAACAAGUGAUAUAUAAGCGUAAAAACUCCGCCGGCGUAACCCGGUCGCCUGUUCACCCGCGGUGUAUGUGCAUAUCUGAAUGUGUGUCGAGUACGAAAAGAGAAGGUACCGUACGUGCAAUGAAGAGUACAAAGUUAUCGAUGCGUUACUUGGCGCGGCCGCAGGAAAUGAUGGAACGGGUAAUGGCUCGUCGUGUGUUUCGCGACGAGAAGGAAAAACUUCUGAUCAGGCCGAGAUAUUCUCUUUGUUUAUCAGUUUUCGGUUUCUUUCAGACCUUCCGCUACUCUUCGCCGCCGACGAAUGCGAGUAAGGCGCGGGCGACCGGAACCGGCGAGUUUUUCCGUGGAGGAAGUAACAAAAAUUAUUAUUUACACAUAUAAUCAUUAUAUAUAUAUAUAUAU
Messenger RNA from Dinoponera quadriceps, 6022 nucleotides. RefSeq lists its product as uncharacterized. The record is from RefSeq and is a predicted model, not a curated record. The transcript is spliced from 9 exons. Bases 287 to 4264 code for a protein of 1325 amino acids. NCBI's taxonomy places the organism in Eukaryota, Metazoa, Arthropoda, Insecta, Hymenoptera, Formicidae.